Rotaria sp. Silwood2 is the source of this 583-nucleotide messenger RNA. The record is from the annotation of a GenBank genome assembly. Lineage: Eukaryota; Metazoa; Rotifera; Eurotatoria; Philodinida; Philodinidae.
AUUACUUUAUAUUGGUAUUGUUGUAUUAUAUAAAUGUAAACCAAUUUAUGAUGUAAAUCUAUAUAUUUGUGGUGGUCCAUGUUAUUCAUUAGAAUUAGGUCUUGGUUUAUUUGAUUGGGUUGGAAAUGGUAUUAGUAUGGAAAUGGCAACAUUAAUUGUUAAUGUAAUAGUUACUAUACGUCAUUUUAUACAACGUUAUCGAAUGAAACGAACAGUUCUUACAGCAGAUGGACGUCGACAAUGGAAUCGAUCAGUAAAAUUAGGUGCGCAACUUAUUGCAAUAGGUAUGAUUUAUGUGAUUGGUUGGGUUCCAUAUUCACUCAUUGUAUUGAUCCAAAUGUUUAAAGGUUCUGAAGAACUUGCUGAUAUUCUUUCGAGAGUUUUGGCUUAUUUCCCAUAUUUUCAAGAAUUAAUACUUCCUUUUGUUGCUAUUUUAUACAUGCCAGAAAUAAAAGGAAAACUUAUUGCUUUAUGUGUGUUUCCAUGCAGGAAUCUUAAACGACGUCAUCAAAAUCAAGUUCAAGUCAUUCAUCUUCAACAAACUACAAGCCAUUUUCAAUCACGAAUUGUCAGUCAUCGUUAA